AAAUUUCAUUCACAAGAAUAUAUCAUUUGGCUUUCGUCAGAGUUCGAUUGCUUAAUUCUCGGUUGGGAAUUUUGCGUGAUACUGUCAAUUAUUUGUUUGUAACCUCAUCCGUUAACAAUCUUCUAUCUCGACCUUGUUUUGGUGUUUGUGUACUUUGACAUAGCUAGCAAGAAUUUACAGUAUGUUUAAAACGAAAAGCAGGAAAAAAAGUUAUGGUCAUUCUGAGACCGAAGAUUCUCCAGGAACAUCUGGUGAUUACAGCGUGACUACAGAUGUAUCUACGGCAUCUUCGGCCAACGCAGAGCCUCAGAGGGCGAUAAAUGCAACGAAUCAGAGCGUCAACGAUCCCCAGGGGGUGAAAAAGUUACCUGACACCGCCGCUGCGCCGGGGACUAUCAAAAAAGAUACUAAACAACUGAAGGACAGAGAGAAGAGAACAAGGCCUGACGAAGAUCGCAGGAAGCGCAAAGAAAAAGAAAGGAAAGAGGAUACGAAGUCCCCUGUUCAAGAGGAUGCGAAGUCCCGUGUUCAAGGAGAUGUGGAGGAAAAUAUCGAAGUGAAUAAUGAAUUAGAACUUCUGAAACUGAAUUUUUGUGACGAAACUGAAACGUACAAAAAUUUUCCAGCGUCUUUUUACGAGAAUUACAGUUCCUUGAGGAAUUUCGCUAGAAUUUUGAACGUGGUUCUCCGGUUUCCGGAAGUUGUGUUGAUAGGGCCGAGAUCGCACGGAAAAUCCACGCUCUUAGAGGCGUUGGUCAGACGUAGAUUUAAUUUUAUAAAUUUCAAUGGAGCGACCAAACGUCCUAUUUAUUUCCGAAUGGUCAACAAUCCUGCCUACGAGGAGGAGCCGUUGGUCACUUUGAGGCACGACUCUUCAUUGCCCAACGUCAAUCAGGACAUGCACUUGACGCUGAAUGAGUUGCCUUCUGAAUUGGAGAAGAGGAUGGUGUGGACGCAGGAGCCAAUUGUGAUUAUUUACGAACACAAAUGUGUGAUGAAUGUGACAUAUAUAGAUACGCCUGGGAUUCCGCCGACCGAAUCCCCGGAUUACAAAGCGGUGUGUUCGACAAUCUUGAACAUCGCCAAGUCGCCUGAGCGCAUAAUUAUUUGCGUUGAAGAGGUAGCUGAUUUUUCUAGGCUGCGAAUGACAGAAUUUAUGAGACAGAUUGAUCCGGAUUUGAAGCGAACGAUUCUGGUCUACACCAAGCUCCAUUCUUAUUUGACAACUUGUACUUCGGUGCAAAGUUUGAACAGUUAUCUUUGGGGUGCGACGCUGAACAACCGGUUAUUCUUUUUGACGCUUCUGAACUCGAAGUUGUAUCGAUCGCUUACAGACGAAGAUUACCUGUUGAUGCUGAGGAAGAUUCACGGUCGAGACAUGAACGAUUUGGAUAUUUUGCAGUUCGAUUAUCGUUUCAAGUCCAACAUAGGCAUUCAGGCGUUGGCGAAUCAUGUCAGAAAUUUGAUUUGGAAUUCUUUCCGGGACAUCAUUCCGGAGCUGCUCCAUGCCCUGAAGACACAGAAGGAGGACAUUCAGCAGCAAAUCGCGGACUUCCAGGUUCAGAUGUCAAUGCUGAAUGUCAAGGAACUGCGUCAAGUUGCGAACAAGUACUCAUUUGAUUUUUUGCAGGCAGUCGACCAAUUGAUCGUUGGCACGUCUGAAGGUAUCCCGGGCGUAAAUGGACAGACACUCGAGGAAGAGAAGGCCGCUCUGGGCGACUUCGAGUGGAUCGACGCCUACAAUCACAUCGUUCACCUGGAUCCAGUAGCACAAAGCAUUCCAUUCAGAAACGCACACGUGUAUGGUGGUCAACAAUUCGAGCGUCUAUUGAACGAAUUCAAGGCCGUUUGCGACCAAAUAGACAUUUCAGAAAUAUCUAUGGACGAAGUCGCAACCGCGGCGAGCAUAAACAAGGUUAGCAAUAUGCCCAACUAUGCCUGGGCGGCGUCUGAUUUGGCGUACCACCAAUCCAAAGAGACGUUUUUGCCGCUGAUUAGCCAGCUCCGCAGACGCGCCGUAUAUGUACUUAGACGGCUGCACGGUAUUGCCGAGGGAAUGUUGUACGACAAACGGGGAGGGAGCAAGCAAUUGAUGGACACUCACUCCAAGAUCUCCGACAUCGACCAGUAUCCCCACUUCAAAAAUCAGCUCAAAGACCUGUUUUACAGGUUCAUCGAACAAUGUUCUAAAGACUGUCAGGAGCACUGUCUCAGCGAGUUCUAUUGCAGCAAAACCAUUUUCUGGGAGUUCACCGAGUUUUCAGACAACAAAAUACUCAUAGAUCGGACAGAAAUGAGCUCUGAAGAGCUCAAAAACACCGUUUUUAAGCUUGCCAGCCAACUUUUCAAAAACGUUCGCGAGCGAGUCACCAAGAACGUGAUGCUAAAGUUCUACAACUUCAUGCUAGUUCCCGUCCAAAAACAACUCUGGAAAUACGUACAGGCGGCAAUCAACGAUAUCGCCGACGAACAACUCGAACAAUACUUCAGGUUGGACACGAUGAAAACAGGCUUCGAAGAAGAGCAAGCGGAGCUAGAAAAGAAACUAGAAGUCCUGGCCCGACAAGAAGACGAGCUCUCGAACCUUUCUAAGCAGUUUUUCCUAAGCUAUUCCUUGCUGUGCCGAACCUCGGUAAUGUGAAACACAAGCAAUACAAAAAUCACAAAAGCCAUAUGACGUGUAUGUAUGUGGCGAAUAACAUACACUUGCAUACAUAAAGGGCAAAUACAAACUUUUUGCUAAAAAAAAAAGCUCCUUGACUUAAACAAUAAUGGCUCUAUAAUAAGAGAAAGACUUGUACACUCAUACCCAAAAUCUCGUUCUGGCAAACCAUGUUCUGCUGUGUCGCAACUUCUGCGCGUUCUUUUCGAAAUGCGUCUGCGACCACCAAGGGCGUGAUAAGUGCAUUUCAGUUGCGCACGCCUCGGCGCCUUGUUCAGUCUUCUUCUAUGACGGAGCGCCCUGUUUAUUCUCCACAUGUAUCUAUCUAUCGAUUCCCACUUCCAGCUGUUGCAUCGAUCAUGUACCGAGCGACCGGAGUCGGUAUCUCUGCUGGGUUCUGCGCCGUCGCAGUCGCCUCGAUAGUGUCUGGACAGUCCGUCCCUCUGGUGAUUGCCCUAAUCAAGGCCCACCCUGUGCUUUUGUUCCCUUGCAAGGCCCUUCUUUCAUUUGCGCUAUCAUAUAACUUGCUUUCCAACUUGAGACAUGUCGUCUGGGACAACACGCACUGGGGACUGAACAGCCUCGAAGAACUUGACCGAUGGACUUAUGCUCUCUUUGGGGCCACCGCUACCAUCACUGCCGUCUCCACAUUCUAUUAAUUAUCGGCCCCGUCUCGCCCGCGAUCCCCCCUGGGACCUGAGCUUCUGCAAAAAAAAUUUUUUUUGCCUCUCAAUAAAAAAGCAAUCAACAUUCAA
Messenger RNA from Schistocerca gregaria, 3417 nucleotides. RefSeq names its product dynamin-like protein A. NCBI's taxonomy places the organism in Eukaryota, Metazoa, Arthropoda, Insecta, Orthoptera, Acrididae. The transcript has 6 exons. Gene Ontology annotation, cellular component: membrane; cytoplasm; microtubule. Bases 182 to 2641 code for a protein of 819 amino acids. The record is from RefSeq and is a predicted model, not a curated record. Gene Ontology annotation, molecular function: GTP binding; microtubule binding; GTPase activity.